This is a messenger RNA of Micromonas pusilla CCMP1545, 387 nucleotides long. RefSeq lists its product as uncharacterized. NCBI's taxonomy places the organism in Eukaryota, Viridiplantae, Chlorophyta, Mamiellophyceae, Mamiellales, Mamiellaceae. Bases 1 to 387 code for a protein of 128 amino acids. The transcript has a single exon. The record is from RefSeq and is a predicted model, not a curated record.
AUGGCGCUCACGACGUCAUCCCUGGCGUCGUCGCUGAACCACGGCCGCGAUUUGGUCUCCCCCGACGGGAUCGAGCAGUCGAAGCACGAUCGCAUCUCCGUCACGACGGCGAGCGUCGCCGCCGGGGACGUCGAGUCGAUCGCCGACGUCAACGCGUUGCCGAGGGUCACUCCGGCUUCCACCCGCGUCACGUUGUCGGACAGCGCGUUCACGGUGGUGAGCAUGCGCUCCGCGAACUUGUGCGAGUAUGCAAAGUUGAUCUCCGUCAACGAUUUGAGCUGCAGCGUCGGCGGGGGUGUCGCGACGUCAGUCGAAGAGAGAGAGUACAGUAAUAGCAGAGCGUCGAGUCGCGCGCGGCGGCGCGGGGCGGGAAAGGAAGGCGUCUGA